AUGUCAAAAAAGCAUCAUAUAAGUUACGUUAAACCGAGCGAUCCCAGCUUUUUGAAGAAAUUAAAGGAGCAAAUCGGGUACAAAGAAGGCCCAACGGUUGAUACAAAACGUGAAGAUUUGGGGCCAGUGUCAGAACAAGAUUUUCAAGACAACGAGGACGAACAGCCACAAGUCGUGGUGCUGAGCCCCGGAGAUCUUACGGCCGAGGAAGCUGCCAAAGAAAAGCUCAGAUUGGAGAAAGAAGAGCAAGAGACACCCGCGGAUUUAAACGCGCCCAUAUUGUUUAAAGCCCCGGACAAAUCAAAACCCAACUCAGAAGUGUCGUCCAAACAGUCCGUCAGCAAAAGGCGGUCUUCGUCGACUGAUCAAACUAAAAAGUCUUCGAAAAAAAUUAAAAAUUCUAGUUUGCUCUCUUUCGACGACGAAGAAGACGAAUAA
Molecule: messenger RNA, 438 nt
Organism: Cylas formicarius (sweet potato weevil)
Lineage: Eukaryota; Metazoa; Arthropoda; Insecta; Coleoptera; Brentidae
Exons: 3
Coding region: 1-438 (145 amino acids)
Source: RefSeq, a predicted model, not a curated record